UGGCCGCCCUCGGACUGUCCCCACUCGGAGAUUAACUGGUUUUCGGACGAGACCUGGAGGACAGAUGGCUUCUCAGGAGACUAUAAACGAGCUGGGGUGCAGUUCGUCAGAGGAGGACAGUAACCGUGCGGAUUUGGCAGAGAGGACGGCGGAGGAGAAGACAUCUCCGGUGGUGCGUCGGCAUCAUCCGUUCAGCGUGGAGGCGCUCAUGUCCGGGAGGAAAACAGACGUUGAGUCCAUCCGCUGUAAACCGGAGGGAGGCUCGGUGGCGGUGACUGCUACAGGUUUAAACUCCCUGUAUCUGUACCGAGGGACGUGUAGUCCUCCGGCGGGGAGCCGAAACACUUUAACAGCCGUGCCUUCGUCGCCGGUAAAAUCCGAAGCAUCAGAGUCGGAGGACUGCGCACCGUGCGCACCCUGGGUCACCAGCAGCGCCUUCCCCACACAGCAGCGUCACGUCGGUCCAGGCUGUCCGUUGAGGAAACACAAGACCAACCGAAAGCCCCGCACUCCCUUCACCACGUCCCAGCUCCUGGCCCUGGAGAGGAAGUUCAGGCAGAAGCAGUACCUGUCCAUCGCCGAGCGGGCCGAGUUCUCCUCCUCCCUGACCCUGACAGAGACCCAGGUGAAGAUCUGGUUCCAGAAUCGCCGGGCAAAAGCCAAGAGGCUCCAGGAGGCCGAGCUGGAGAAACUCAAGAUGGCUGCGGACGCCAAGACGGCGGCGGUGGCGGCCGCUGCUGCUGGAGGUUUACACCCUGGGUUUACGUUACCGCUAUCGCUGGGCGCCAUGUCACUGUACGGACAGUCUUAUUCUGCCUACCACCACCACCACCACAGACCCUUACUGCCCAUUUCUCCUUUAGGACUGUACGCUGCUCCUUUGGGGUACAGCAUGUACCACUUAUCAUAAACAUGGAAAUAUCACUGACUUUAAUAGAGUCUAUUCCCAAGGAUUCCCAAAAAUGGACACAGAGGACGUGUGGCUGACAUUUUAAAAAUCAAUGUUUAUAAUAUAUCUACUGCACGAGGAGUGUUUGAAUCAACUUCCUGAGCACUUCGAGUCAAAUAAGAAUCUAUUUUUUCCCAAAGCAAGGAUAAAAAAAAGUCUUGAAAUGUCUUCUUGCCCUCUUGGACUGCCUGUUUACAUGACUUGUCCAUAUGAGGAGGGGCGUUAUUUUACUUGUUUACUUUUGCAAUAAUUGAGCUGGGCGAGGACUCGCACUGGGCACAAUAAUACAAAGUACAACUUUUCACUUCAGCCUUCUUCUCCAUUCGAUCCAGUGCCUUGUGUUGAAAAGGGCCUUAAUAUCAAGACACUUUGUACAUUUGUGUGGAUGAUGAGUGUUUCAGCAACUCAGGCCAAAAAAAACAAAAAACAUAUCACAGAAGCAUUCUAUUAAUUCAACAAAAGUGUCCGCCUUGAAACACUGCUCUCCUUUGCUAUCUCGAAACCGACAAAUUCAGGGUUUUGUGAUCACAAUGGAAACCAUACACUUUACCAUAUACUUUUUUCGCCUUUUCUCUCAUUGCAAUAAAAAAAAAAGCUCAUUUCCUUACUAUGCAUUUAUAGAGCAUAGAAAUGUUCUCUCUGAAACAUAAUUAUGCUGGAGAUUUAUGAAUGCCUCAUGUUGUGUAUUUAUGUGAGAAUAUGGUACAAAAGUUCUGACCAAACUGUAUUUAUAUUUUUCUUCCUGAGCGUCCCUUUGAAAGGGCCUUCAUUGUUCUAUGCAGUUUCUAUAUGCAUUUUUUUCCAACAAUGUUUUUAUCAUUCAAAUGAACAAAACAAUUGAAGCCUUUGAGACUGUUUCUUUUAAACAAAUGACAUCUAAUUUUAUGUGUAAAAACAAAUAAAGUAGCAAUAUGUAAA
Centropristis striata (black sea bass) is the source of this 1867-nucleotide messenger RNA. RefSeq names its product muscle segment homeobox 2b (gene msx2b). Gene Ontology annotation, molecular function: DNA-binding transcription factor activity, RNA polymerase II-specific; RNA polymerase II transcription regulatory region sequence-specific DNA binding. Gene Ontology annotation, biological process: regulation of transcription by RNA polymerase II; embryonic morphogenesis. The transcript has 2 exons. Gene Ontology annotation, cellular component: nucleus. NCBI's taxonomy places the organism in Eukaryota, Metazoa, Chordata, Actinopteri, Perciformes, Serranidae. The record is from RefSeq and is a predicted model, not a curated record. Bases 65 to 910 code for a protein of 281 amino acids.